Andrographis paniculata is the source of this 2375-nucleotide messenger RNA. RefSeq names its product cytochrome P450 87A3-like. The transcript is spliced from 8 exons. Bases 26 to 1471 code for a protein of 481 amino acids. The record is from RefSeq and is a predicted model, not a curated record. Gene Ontology annotation, molecular function: iron ion binding; oxidoreductase activity, acting on paired donors, with incorporation or reduction of molecular oxygen; heme binding. Gene Ontology annotation, biological process: sterol metabolic process. Lineage: Eukaryota; Viridiplantae; Streptophyta; Magnoliopsida; Lamiales; Acanthaceae.
AUUUUUCCUUUGAGAAAUUUCAACAAUGUACUCACCACUUUUCUACAUUGGAACUUUACUGCUGGUAGCCAUUUUCAACUGGAUUUACAAAUGGAAGAAUCCAAGGUGCAAUGGGGUCCUCCCACCAGGUUCAAUGGGAUGGCCACUUGUUGGAGAGACACUUCAGUUCUUUGCUCCCAACACUUCUUCCGACAUUCCUCCGUUCGUAAAGGAGAGAAUGCAAAGAUAUGGAUCGAUAUUCAAGACUAGUUUGGUGGGACGGCCUGUUAUUGUAUCAACAGAUGCAGAUCUUAAUUAUUACAUCUUCCAGCAAGAGGGAAAGCUGUUCCAGAGCUGGUAUCCUGAGACCUUCACUGAAAUAUUUGGCAGGCAGAAUGUGGGUUCUCAGCAUGGUUUAAUGUACAAGUACCUUAAGAAUAUGGUGCUGAAUCUCUUUGGCCCUGAAAGCCUUAAAAAGAUGCUUCCAGAGGUUGAGAAAGCAUCGAUGAAAAGCCUGGAAAGAUGGUCUCACCAGAAUGUGAUUGAUAUGAAGGAAGCAACUGCACAGAUGAUAUUUGACCUGACUGCAAAAAAGCUAAUCAGCUAUGAUGCAAAAACAUCAACUGGAAAUCUAAGGGAGAAUUUUGUUGCUUUCAUAAAUGGUUUGAUCUCCUUUCCUUUGAACAUUCCAGGAACAGCCUACCACAAAUGCUUACAGGGUAGAAAGAAGGCAAUGAAUAUGCUGAAAACCAUGCUACAAGAAAGGCGGAAAAGCCCAAGGAAAAUCCAGAGUGAUUUCUUUGAUUAUGUCUUGGAAGAACUUCAGCGUGAAGAUACAGUUCUCACAGAGCCAAUAGCUCUUGACUUAAUGUUCGUAUUGCUCUUUGCAAGCUUUGAGACAACCUCAUUAGCAAUCACUUUAGCAGUUAAGUUUCUGCUAGAUCAUCCACUGGUUUUGAAAGAACUUAUGGAAGAGCACAACACAAUUAUUCAAAGGAGGGAAAGUUCAGAGUCUGGAUUGACAUGGAAUGAAUACAAAUCAAUGAAAUUCACAUUUCAGGUUAUCAAUGAAACAGUCAGAUUGGCCAAUAUAGUACCAGGGAUUUUCAGAAAAACACUGCAAGAAACCAAAUUCAAAGAUGAUUUUAUACCUUACAAUGCAGGGUACACAAUUCCUGCUGGUUGGGCUGUCAUGGUAUGUCCUCCAGCUGUGCACCUAAACAGCACCAAAUAUAAAGAUCCCCUCGACUUCAAUCCAUGGAGAUGGGAGGGAAUAAAUACACACGGUGCAUCAAGAAACUUCAUGGCCUUUGGAGGAGGCAUGAGGUUUUGUGUUGGAACAGAUUUCACAAAGUUGCAAAUGGCUGUAUUUCUUCAUUGCCUCGUAACAAAGUACAAGUGGGUAUCAUUCAAGGGAGGGAACAUUCUUCGAACACCUGGUCUGCAAUUUCCAAAUGGAUUCCACGUUCAAAUAACUAAAAAAGACCCAUAAGAGAAGGAGCCUGACUAAAGAUCAUGGACAGCUACGCCAUUGGAUGGGUGAAAGCAGGGACUUUCAAGAAUCAACUAGGUAAAAGAUACACAAAAAGGGACAUGUAAAUGAAUGGUCCGUCAUAUAGGGGAGCGAUUGAUGCAGGGAAACUAGUCGGGGAUUCAAGAAACAUUUUGGUUCAUUACGUUUACACAACAUAUACGGUACAGACAAUGACAGGUCAAGGAAAUCCACAGAAAGAAACAUUCAUUCAGAAUAUCCUCUGUGAAUAUGUAAAGUUUAAUUGUUACCUUUUUUACACUGUUUCACUUUUUUGCUUUUCCUACAGAAUAUGAUGCACUAGCGAAAUGUAUCAAUGACUAUACUGUUUUGAUUGGACCACAUUAUUUUUUCGAAUCAAAUCACAAAAAAUUAAUGGAUCGAACAUGUGAAAACAAAAUGAGCCGAACCCAAAAAGCAUUUGGGUUCAGUCCAUUUAGCAUUUAAAUGGAAAUGACGAAGCCGCCAGUCCCAGUUGCUUGAUGUAACAGAGAAACCCUAACCCUACGAUCGUUAUAUAAUAUGUGCGUACGGCAUAUAAACCUAACCCUAGAACACAGUUCAAUAGUGCGUGCGUGUGUGCGUAGUGUGACCGUCUCCAUAUCGGUUUCCAUGUCGAUUUCUAUAUUCCUAUAAUUCUGAUUCUGAUUCUAAAGCUGGAAGGACGGGCGGCUGUGAUUAAAAAGAGAGAGGGUAGAGUUGCGGAGAUAGAUGAAAGAUUGUGAAGGUUUCGAUGUUGCAGCCCCCUCUGUGAGACACAGAGGGCUGGCUUUUGGCACACAAUAGACUUUCAUCUUCAAUUUCAUCUAUCAGUUAUUCGCCACUAUGAAUUACCUUUUCCCAAUCUACACUUGAUAUGAGCCUC